AUGGAGCCCAACGGGACGGCGGCGGCGGGGGACAACGGGACGGCGGCGGCGGCGGCGAGCGGCGGGGGUGCCCCCGGGGGCGGCCCCCUGCUCAUCCCCUCGGCCUUCGGGACGGUGCUGUCGGUGAUGUACGUGGCCGGGGUGGCCGGCAAUGUCUACACGCUGGUGGUGAUGUGCCACUCGGCGCGCUGCGCCGCCCCCAUGUACAGCUCCAUCGUCAGCCUGGCCCUGGCCGACCUGCUCUACCUCUCCACCAUCCCCUUCAUCGUCUGCACCUACCUGGCCCAGGACUGGUACUUCGGGGACCUGGGGUGCCGCAUCCUGCUCAGCCUGGACCUGCUCACCAUGCACGCCAGCAUCUUCACCCUGACCCUCAUGUGCACCGAGCGCUACCUGGCCGUCACCCGGCCCCUGGACACCCUGAAGCGGUCGCGGGGCUACCGGAAGGUGACGGCGGGGGCUGUGUGGUCCGUGUCGCUGCUGCUCACGCUGCCCAUGAUGCUGAUGGUCACGCUGACCGAGGGGGGCAAGGCGGAGGGCAAGGUGAAGAGGAUGUGUGCGCCCACCUGGAGCGUGGAUGCCUACCGGACCUACCUGACCGUGCUCUUCAGCACCAGCAUCAUGGCCCCGGGCAUCAUCAUCGGCUUCCUCUACACGCGCCUGGCCAGGACCUACCUGGAGUCCCAGAGGAACCCCCCCCACAAGGAGAAGAGCAAGAGAUCCCCCCGGCAGAAGGUCCUCAUCAUGAUUUUCAGCAUCGUGCUGGUCUUCUGGGCCUGCUUCCUGCCCUUUUGGAUCUGGCAGCUGGUGCGCCUCUACAGCAGCUCCCUGCAGCUCACCACCCAAACCCAGAAGUGCAUUAACUACCUGGUGACCUGCCUGACCUACAGCAACAGCUGCAUCAACCCCUUCCUCUACACCCUGCUCACCAAAAACUACCGGGAGUACCUGCGCAACAGGCACCGCAACUUCUACAGGUUCACGUCGUCCUUCCGCAAGAGGGGCUCCAACCUGCAGUGCUCCUGGGGCCGCUCCAUGUCCUCCAGCAACCAGUAUGACUACAGCUCCGAGGCGCUGGGCAUGGCCACGCUCAAGGACAAGUGAGGAGCAGGAGGUGCUCCCAGCACACAGGACCAGCACAGCGUCCGGCCAAGGUAGGGCUCUGGGACCCCCUAGCCCUGAAGGGUUCCAAACCUCAUUGCUAGCCAGGGCAAGAAGCCGUGUGAGUCCAAAUGCUGCGAGAUGAGUCUGAUUCCAUCGGGCUGAGGGCUGUUGGGGGGUCCUGCCGGGAUCCAGCAGCUGUUUGGGAUGACUCCUGCAGGGUUUGGGGUGCAGAAGAUGAGGUGGAUGCUCUGUUCAGUUCUGCCACAAACUGCUUUCAUGCUUGGCUGAGUUUUGGCUCCAGCUCCGCACACCGAUUCUCUCGUGUGGUUUCUCCGUGCUGCCUUGGGGCUGCAGCUGGGUCAGAGCUGCAGAAAUCUGAAACUGGCCUGGUAUCACUUCACUGAGCUGCCAGCCUGGGGUUUGCCCUCUGUGUCACCGUUGUCUGUUUCUGGAGUGUGUAAAGAGACUUUUAAGCCCCUUUUCCUAUUUUCUGUUACAUUAUGGUGCACUACUGUUCUAUCAAGCUUAAAGUCCCUAUUUUAAAAUUCAUUGCAGCAGCACUUUGAACUCCAAGCAUUCAAAAACCACCAGGUAAGCUGUCAGAAACCACAGGAUUACCUAAAAAAAAACCAUUGUAAUUUUUUAAGGUUUCUACCUAAGGUGGUUUGAAUUUGCCACUGAUUUUUUUUUUUUUUUUUUAGAGUUGGUCCUUUUCUUAAAAGUCAACAGAGCUUGACAAACCUGAAAAUUUACCUUGGAAGAAAUAAAAAAUUAUUUAUAAUCCUAUCACUCAAAGACCUGAGGCUCUAAAAAAAAUUACUGACUCCUAUAUCAUGAAACUCAUAAUAAAAGAGACACAUUUUUUCAUGACAUUUGAUCAGAAACCAUUUUGCCUCAAUGUAUUCUGCUCAUUUUCUCCCUGCUUGGCAUCUCACAGUAAGCCUUCACCACAGAUCCUGGAGAUGCCUGUAAGCACUUAAACAAUUGUAAAGUGUCAGUUUAUAAAUAAAUGCUUCUUAAAAAUGGACUAUC
Catharus ustulatus (Swainson's thrush) is the source of this 2136-nucleotide messenger RNA. Its product is annotated as urotensin-2 receptor-like. The coding region runs from base 1 to 1104 and encodes 367 amino acids. Gene Ontology annotation, cellular component: membrane. NCBI's taxonomy places the organism in Eukaryota, Metazoa, Chordata, Aves, Passeriformes, Turdidae. The record is from RefSeq and is a predicted model, not a curated record. Gene Ontology annotation, biological process: regulation of blood pressure; neuropeptide signaling pathway; blood vessel diameter maintenance. The transcript has a single exon. Gene Ontology annotation, molecular function: urotensin II receptor activity.